UCAAAUUCUGAUACUUGUUUAUUGUUUGUUUUGUUCGAUUUUGUUGACAAAUGGCUAGUGUAGUUUUGUAAUGGAAAAACGAUGAACUGUACUUUUUUGCUCCAUGUAAUUUUUUAUCUGGUCUUUCCACAUGCAAUAAUAUAAUUUAAGGAAAGAGAAGUUUACAUUUCAUUAAUGUUCAUUUUAAAAGAAAGAUUAUGAUUUUUAUUCUUCAUCAAAGAUGAAAUUAUUUAAUGCCUAUUCUAUAUUUGUGAUGUUUGUUUUUAACCCUUAAAAGUUGUAUAAGUAUAAAUUUAAAAGUGCCUGGAUUGGAAAACUGCAAAAGUAAAUUAUUUGGAAGAACUGAGCUGUUAAUAAUGGCUAGGUCCAGGUCUUCAAUCCCAGAGCUUCCUUUAUUUUCUACUAUCGCAAGUGAUCUUCCAAUAGAUGAAACCAGCUCAACAGGAAUUAAUAGUUCAUUAGCCACAGAUUUAGGCUGCCCGUCUAGAAAAAGUAUUAGGCAUUCGAGAAGAAAUAAAAAGUAUAUACAUCACCAACGAUCUCUAAGUGAAGCAAACUUGUGUCAUCAUGAACAAGCAAGCCUCAGUCCUGAUUUGGCCGAAUCCUCCAAGUGUCGACACCGUCAGAGCAAACGUCAUCUACUUAUUGAAAUUGAAAGACUGAAGAGAGAAAAUCAACAUCUUCAUAAUGCAGGUUACGCAUCCAGUGAUGUAAAGUUACGUGCUCUGGAGGGGAGGAUCGUGGAGUUACAUUCAUCUAAACAGCAGCUGGAACAAGAGAGAGAGGCUUUGUCUCGACGCAUCAACGAAGACUCAGAGACCAUCAGCAAGCUGCGGUUGCGCAGUAAAGAGCUCGCCCAAGAUGUCUUCAUGUUGAAAAAUCUAGUUAUGAGGAUGAAUACAGAGCUAUCUAAAGCCCAGAGCCGCUUGCACCAGAACCAGGGGAAAGAAGAUGCUGUGGUCACAAUCAGCGAGGACUCGGGGCUGGCUGACCACCGAUCACACUCGGAGAGCAGAAGCUCAGUGAAACCAUCUUGGAGUCGAGCGGAAAUGAACGCGAUGGCCCCGCUAUUGGAGGCUUUGGAGGAGACCAUCGCAGAGAAGGAUGAACUCAUCAGCAACUACAAGCGAGAAAUGGAACUGUUCAUUAACCGGUCGAAAGAGAUCAUAGCCGAGAAUGAGAACCUCCAUUCUCAGCUUAUCGAGGCCAACAAGAAGGGGGAAGUGACGUACGCUGAAUGGAAAGUGCUUACCCGAGAAGCAGCCAUGACUCGAGAACAGAAUGAACUGCUUUUGAGACAAACUAAGCUGAAUCAGUCCAAACUGAAUGAGCUGCACACAGCAUAUCAAGCGAGAUUGACGGAGCUAACCCUGGACCAUGAACAGGCGGAAGAGAAAUGCCAACAAAGUAGGACAGAAGUGUUUGUACUAAAGGGAAGAUUGGGAGUGCUCACUGACGAGCUGGACCGACUCAAACAAGAGACUGACAACAAGAUCCCUGUGGCAGUCCACACGGCCUCCGUCAAUGAGUGCAAGAGGCUAUUUGAAGAGCUGAAGAAUAGGUACGAGCAAGAGAGGGAUAUUUUGACGAGGAAAUUGGCAACACUGGAGUCACUGCGGCCAGACCUAGACAUACAGUUGGUAACAGUGACUGCUGAAAGAGACCAGCUGACUCAUGAGAUAAGGAAUCUCCAUAAGCAAGUCAAGAAGGCAGAAGGCCGUGCAGAGGCCUGUGACAACAGGCUGCGCAAGAGCGAACGUGCCCGUGCAACCAUCAAACAGCAACUGGAGCAAGCACUAGCAUUUUCUCGAGAGCUAAUAUCUGAUCAGGAAACAUUACUGAGGCAGCUAGCCGAACGCACUCACGAGACUUCUCAUGUCGUCAGGGUCGGCUCCGAAAACGCUGUCCGGAUGGAUACUCUAAGAAGUAAAUUGAAGGGUCUGGAGAGGGGAGCCAAGGUGCAACUUGAUGUACUGGAGCAGCGAAUGAAAGCUCAAGAGGCUGGAAUGAAUAAAGCAAAGGCUAGCUGGGCCAAGGAGAUGGGCAAGCUGAAGUCAGCCAUUAAAGAGAAGGAUGCCACUAUUGAACAACUUCAACAGGAGAGGAACAAGAGCAAGGAGGAGGUGGAGUUGGUAUGGGAGGCGGUAGCAGCAGACACCCAAAGAGUCAAGGAGGCAGUGCGUAUCGCAGAGCUACUACCUUCCGAUGAUGGUGAUGGGUAGUCCUCUAGUCACAACUAGUCCACCAAUAAAAUUGCUCUUUCAUUCUUAUGUUUCAGGAUUGUUUAUUUAUAAGUAUAAUACUGUUCUUUUUUUGUCCAACCUUUGUCUCUAGUCAGAUAUUUCUAGUCAUGAAGUUAUUUACUUGAAGUGCAAUAAUCUUUUGAUUUGGUAAAGAGUAGAUAUACCUUUUCAUUAAUUGAUCAAUUAAUAGAAAAUGUUUUCAUUGUUAUGUCAGAUAAUAGUUUUUCCGUUAUUCAUUUUUUUUAUUUUGGUACUAUUAUUACUAUCUUCCGAAUCAGUACAAUACAAUGUAUAUUGUAAUGCCAAUGAAACAUAAGAUUUGGUCAUAAUAUUGCCACAGUAGCAUAUUAAAAAGUUAAUUUGUAAAUAGAAUGGUCACUUUUGCAGCCAGUUCUUGUCUCCUGAAAAGUUGGGUUAGCUCUCUUUAGUUGUUUCAUUGGCACAUAGAUCUAUAUAGUUUUGAUAUUUGCAAAGUGGAUUUAAAUCUAUAUAGUAAGGAAAUAAGUUAAUAAUCAUGUUCCUAGUGGCAAAUGUACUGGUUAAUUUGUGUUUCUACCGAUUCCGUACAUUGUUGUUUUACAAAUUUUCACUGUUAUUUUUUAUUGCUUAAAAAUUUUGCAAACAUGCCACUAAUUGUAGAUUACAGCAAAACUAACACUUCCAAAGAUAGUUUUUUUUUUUCUAAUGUAAGUAAAAAAAGUUAUUUAAAAAAAGAAGACCAAUGGGUGUUUUUCAGUUGUUUGAAAUCAAAUGUCUAAAUAAAAUAGUAAUUGCAUUGUUAUUUUGCUCUUUUUACUAAAAACUAUUACUUUCUCAUGUUCAUGAUACAGAAACAGACAUAUAGGUACUAUUUGUCAUUUCGAUGAUGAGUCUUCCACCAUUUACUAGACAUUUCCAAAUUGUUUUUAAAUAUAUAAAACAAUAAUUUAAUGUAUUUUAUUCCUGUUUUAAUGUGUCUGGUUUUAUAUUAGGAUUAAUUAUUAAAUUCAAUUAAAACUAUAUACAAAAUAAAUUGUUAACAGAAAAAUAGUAUAUAUACUUUUUUGUAGUAAUCAGAGAUAUGCGAUAGGCAAAAUAUUACAUAAAGCAGUAUUAGUAACAUAUAGCAAUGUUACUUGGAUGUACUUCAUAGUCAAGAAGAUAAAGAGAUUCUUAAGACUCUGUAAUAUCCUCUAUUAAAUACAUAUUGCAUAUACUACAUGGAAAAGUUUUAGAAAAUUACCUCUUACAAAUCUUAUUAUAAACCACUUUUAAUUUCAAUAUUGAAUUGAGUGUCAAUUCUGUCAUUUGAAAAAGGAGGCAGUUCCUUGGUUUAAGAAAAAAUAUUUAUGUAAGAAAUUGUAUUACUUGAUACACAUUUUGUCAAAAUCUUAUAUUGAUCCAUUACAAAAUUAUAUACGUACUGUAUUAUUAAUAUUUAUGGAUGAAAUAAUAGAAAACCAAUACUAAAAGAAAUAUUUCCAUAAAUAUUAAAGUACUAUAUACUUUUGAAGUCCACUGGAUUCAUGAUUUAAAUAGAGAAAAAAACCAAUCAGUUAAUAUUUUUAUUUACUAAACCUGUUAUAUGUACUGAGCUCUAUAGGACAUGUGGGGUUAAAGAUCAGGCAAACUCCGUUACUCUCUGAAGUCAAAAAAAAGGCUGACAUUCUCUUGUACAUUGCUCAAUGUUUUUUUUUUUCUUUCGCCUGGUCUCUUACUCCCAUGUCUAGAGUAAUGUGCAUGUGCAUCUCACAACCUAUGCUGGCACCUGAUCGAUUCAAUCUAUCUCAUCAGCAAUUGUUUGAAAAUAGUGAAGCAUUACUAAUCAUAAUUUUGAUUAUGUUUUUAGGUGAAAUAUUUCUCAUUGUAGUGGAAAAAAGCUAUUAUUCAUUUGACAUAUUGCCAUAUAAUUAUAGAUAAAUGCCCGAUCUCACUUUUUUAUUUACUGAAGCACUGCUUCACCCCACCGCUCACCAUUGUUAGUAAUCUUACCUUGAGACUAACCAGAAGUUACUAGACUGUUUAUUUGUACAACUCUCUAUUUUUGGUACAGUAUAUUUAUGUUGUAGAAAAAUUAAGUUGAAGUUUUAACUUAGACAGCAGAGUGAUAGUAAAGAGCACUAAUUCAGUAGAAUAUUAUAUAUUUCACUUUGGACACUUAGAAACGCAGAAAAAUCCCUGUCCCAAGGUUUUAGUUAUACAGUCAUCCUUGUAGUCUUUAGCAAGAAUCUUUCUUCAUUUUGGCGUCUUUAAUUUUAAAGCAAGCAUUGGACAAUUAAAAUAGGGUAACAAUUUUACAAGCAAACAUUUGUUCAAAUUUUUUUAUUUCACCCCUUAUGGUUUUUACAGAAUGUUAUGAUAUAAAAUUAAUAGUACCACUUAAUAUGAUUUCUCGUAUAUGUCAUGUUUUAUUCAGUUGUUUCCAUAAGCAGCUGUUAGGUAUCAGCUUCUCUUUUUGAUAUUUUCAUCAAUCUUUACUAGGAUUUAGCUGUUUUCACGCAGUAAAGACAGUUAAAUUUGUUGACUUUUCAAAGUUAUAGAAAUUUAUAAACUUGUUAAAAAUUCAACAUGUCUUACUGUAAUUAUUAUGUUAUCAAACAAUAAAAAGCUAAAUAAAUAAAAGUCCAGAAUAAAUUUAGUUAAAAAUGAGAUUUCUUUUUCUAAGACAGUGUAACAUAUCUAAAUAAUAUUAAAAAGUUAUAAUAUUUCAUAAACAUGGUAUCUUAUCCAAAAAUGUUGGUAUUUAUAGAAACAUAAAACUAAAAUAUGAAUACAAAAUAAUUUUGGCCAGUAAUUAACCUUUAAGAUGUUAAUGUGACUUAUUAGUUAAUGGUAUGUUUUAGUAACUUUGUAGUUCUUUCUUGUUCUUUUAUAAUCUAGAAAUGUAUAAUCAAAAUAUUAUUGCUCAUAAGGAUUACAAAAAUAUUUUCUAAAACUUACUUUAUGAAGAGUAAGUGAUGAAUCCGUCCCAUAGUUAUUGUAGUGUUAUAUUCAUAUAGAUGUAGAAUCUAGGAGUAGAAUUAUGUAGUUAUUGAAAUGUUUUGCCUAAAAACUGUUAAAUCUCAAAAUUUUAUAGUUGACUUGUUGAAAUAUAAAGUUUAGUCUGAUCUCUUUAGUUACAUUGUAUCCCCUACAAGUGGUUCAUAGAAUUAUAGAAGUACAAAGACGUUCUAAAAUCUUUUAUGUACUGCUUUUAUAUGAAUAUUAUUAUUUGUAAAUAUAUUCAAGUAAAUAUUUUAUAACUAA
Messenger RNA from Homalodisca vitripennis (glassy-winged sharpshooter), 5468 nucleotides. Its product is annotated as centrosomal protein of 89 kDa-like. Bases 357 to 2222 code for a protein of 621 amino acids. NCBI's taxonomy places the organism in Eukaryota, Metazoa, Arthropoda, Insecta, Hemiptera, Cicadellidae. The record is from RefSeq and is a predicted model, not a curated record. Gene Ontology annotation, biological process: chemical synaptic transmission; mitochondrion organization; cilium assembly. Gene Ontology annotation, cellular component: ciliary transition fiber; centriole. The transcript is spliced from 11 exons.